Molecule: messenger RNA, 2274 nt
Organism: Schizosaccharomyces cryophilus OY26
Lineage: Eukaryota; Fungi; Ascomycota; Schizosaccharomycetes; Schizosaccharomycetales; Schizosaccharomycetaceae
Product: dymeclin 2
Exons: 6
Coding region: 118-2145 (675 amino acids)
Cellular component (GO): membrane; Golgi medial cisterna; Golgi trans cisterna
Source: RefSeq, a predicted model, not a curated record
UGAACAACGCAAAGUUCUAAACGAUCAACAGUAUUCCUCUUAUUAUACACAUCUUUUGUAUAAUUCGAAUCGUCUUAAAUUCUAGGGCGAUACCUUGUGAUUUUGUCUUCGUUUAUUAUGGGAGUAGCAGAGUCCAGACUAUCAUUCAGAAGUUCUCUUUUAGCAUUGCUAAAAAAGCCAGCAAACCCAGAAGAUUACCAUUAUGUCUUCAAUUGUGUGAUCAAUGAUAACGAUGUAUUUUCUCUCUUUUUCCCCAAAGAGAUCCGCCAGUUUUGCGAAGGCGAAGAAUUCUCUCAACUCGCAUUGUUAGUGCAAGUCUGCCUAUGGAACAUUAUAUAUUAUCAAAAGAACGCAAAGAAAAGGAAUUACAUUGAAGCAAAGAAGCCGUGGGUUCUAAAUAGUGCCAGAAUCUUGACAAGAUUAAUCCCUUAUUUAUACGAGUCUAGGAAAUCCCACUCAUGGAUUCGUGAGUAUUUGUCUUUUUCUCCAAAAGACGCUUUUGAGAAAAUGCAGUCUGAUCUUGAUGUAUCGAGUUUUUAUCCGGAUUUUGAUUUACCUAGUGAAGACUCUCUUCUUUCUGCACUCUUGAACUCCGUUUUUCAAAUUUGCUUCCUACCUGGUUUAUGUCUUUCCAUAAUGAGCGCUGAUGGGGAGAAAAUAUGGUCUUCAGGUCUUGUAUUCCAAAAACUGGGAAAUCCACCUUCUUACGAUCAUCAAAGUCAUCAACUAACCUUGAUUCGUUUUCUUAUGGUGCUUAUAUCAGAACCGCUUUAUCAAUCUCAACAUCAAAUGGAUCUAAGUAUCUUGGAGCACAUUUUAACCUUAAACGAUAGAAAUACCAAUAUCAGGUUGAUUUGUUCUUUAACCAACACAUCUUUCAUCAAUUCUGCUUCCUGGUUACCCAACUUGCUAAAUAAGUCAUCGGUUGUACUAAGACGGUAUUCAGCUUUAUUCUUGCUACAACUUAUCUGUAUUCCGAAACCUAAAACUGUCUCUAUAAAUGCCGUUUUGGAUACUUUGAAAAAACUUCAUCGAUCAGAAGACCUUCGUUUGUUAGCUACGUCCCUUUACAAAACCAUAUCACUUCCUCUUAAAAACUCUUCGAGUUUGAUAUCAGUUUUCCAAAGUUCCAAUAGCGACUUGGAGGAAGCUUUGAUAUUCUUCUUUUUACUUCUCACUAACCACUUUCGGUUUGCAAAUGAACUUGGGAAACUUCCGUUUCUUAUUGAACUAAUAUCUUCGCUUUUAUACAUAUUUAUCAACUAUGAUUCAGACGAUGAAGCAAACACUGGGUUCAUAGCUCAAGUUGCUGGAUAUUGUUUACAGCAAAUAUUGAGCAAAAAGGAGCUAAUUGAAUCUAUUGCUAAAUGUCAUGCUUCUUCCAUGCUUCCCCCUACUUCCCAAAAAUUUCCCAUUUAUGAGCUUAACAUCACAAAUUAUAUUUUAUUGACUUUGAUUAUACACAUUAAUGAUGGUCAUCAUUCCCAGCAUCUGGCUUGCCUCAUAGUUUCGAACAUCUUAUUGAAUUCCUCUAAUUUACCUUUGAUGACUUUAGAGCAUCUCAUAACUCUCAUUAGUCAGUUUUUCCAACCAGAGGUUUUAUUCUUGAAAAAGUCAAAUGCAGUCUUAUCUAGACGCCUUCUUUCAGGUUUACUUAUUAUAAUUUCACGGAAUUUAGAUGAAAAUUACCUCAUAAUCAAAAAUUUAAAAGAAAACGCGAAUCGUUUUGAGCCAAUGGUCACUUGGACGAACGAAGAUUUUGAUGAAUCUUUGAGAAACUAUAAAUCCGGCCAUCCUGAAUUUACGGAAUCAGAUUUAGUCUGGUAUCAUGCAUGGUUUUCUGAGUCUAAAAUUCCUCUUUUACGGGAGUUAUUAUCUUCUGAGAAUGGAAAAUCGUUAUUGAUGGACCCGCUAAACAUUCAAAGUCUUGAAGUUGAGCCCUGCUAUGUUGACUAUAAUACUAACAUUCAAGAAUGGAUAUUUUUGAAUUUGUGGAGAAUCACUUUAGGCCAGUGCUCUAGUAAUGCUUCUGUUGCGUUGUCUCCCUGGUCCGGUACAGCCGUUACACUAUUUUCAAUUCGCGAGGAACCCCAAGCUUCCCCAGCGUCACAAUUUUUACAAAACUUACAAAAUAGAUUUCUAUAAGAUUAUGUAUGCUACGAUUCAAAAAAGCUUUUAGACUGAAGUUGGCUUUACACGAUCUUUUUUUUGUAUGCAAACCAACAAGUUCAAUAAAAAUUAUAUAUUAUACAAACUAAACGACAUUAAUUAAAG